Molecule: messenger RNA, 2439 nt
Organism: Tetranychus urticae (two-spotted spider mite)
Lineage: Eukaryota; Metazoa; Arthropoda; Arachnida; Trombidiformes; Tetranychidae
Product: thioredoxin reductase 1, cytoplasmic
Biological process (GO): cellular response to oxidative stress; cell redox homeostasis; glutathione metabolic process
Cellular component (GO): mitochondrion; cytosol
Molecular function (GO): flavin adenine dinucleotide binding; thioredoxin-disulfide reductase (NADPH) activity; glutathione-disulfide reductase (NADPH) activity
Source: RefSeq, a predicted model, not a curated record
UCUGUGGUGAUAGAUUAAUAAAUGAUUAAACAUAGUGGAUUAGCUACCCAUGAGAUUAUCAAAUAAUAGUUGUCAUUUUUAUUUUUCAGUCUUACAUGAGACACAGUUUACUCAACAAGUUGCCAAUAUUUACCACUGUUUUCACUCAUUUAACAUGUAGAACACUCUCUAUUUUCAGUGUUGCUUCUCCAAGCUGUUUUAAUAAAAAUCCUUUCACUUCUGUGUCCAAUUGCCCGAUUGACGUUCGGUGCAAUCGUAUAAAUCGAGCAUAUUUUUCUAGUAUGCCACCCGUCGAAACGUCUGGCUCUGAUAUUUCAUCUCAAAUUGAUGAACUGAUAAAAAAACAAAAGGCUCUCAUCUUCUCCAAAUCAUGGUGUCCAUUUUGUAAGAAGGCGAAAAAUUUUUUCGAUUCUAUCAACGUUCCCUGGUUUGCCAUCGAAUUGGAUGAAAGAGAAGAUGGACCUCUGUGGCAGGAAACUCUUCUCACGAAGACAGGGAAGAAAACUGUUCCUCAAAUUUUUGUUGAUGAACAAUUUAUUGGUGGAUGUGAUGAUCUUCUCAAAGCUGGCUCUGAUGGUAAAUUGAGCUUGAUUCUCUCACCGAAAGUGCAUGACUAUGAUCUUGUUGUUAUUGGUGGAGGAUCUGGAGGAUUAGCUUGUGUUAAGGAAGCUGGCCGUUUGGGCAGGAAAGUAGCCUUGAUCAAUUAUGUUUCUCCAUCGCCUCGUGGAUCACGUUGGGGCUUAGGUGGAACCUGUGUUAAUGUCGGUUGUAUUCCAAAAAAACUUUUUCAUACUGCAGCACUCGUUGGUCAAUCAAUUAGAGAUUCAAGUUCAUUUGGCUGGAUGACAAAUGAUAAUGAUACAUUGGACAUCCAGAAAAAUGUUCAUAUGGACUGGAAAAAACUCGUCAAGAAUGUCCAAACGCAUAUAAAGAGUUUGAAUUUUGGUUACAAAGUGUCUCUGCGAAAGAAAAAUGUCGAACAUAUAAACGCAAUUGGUACUCUUGAAGAUGCACAUACAAUUAAGCUAUCUUAUGAUAAUCAAGAAGUUAAAUAUAUAACAGCAGACUCAAUCUUAAUCGCUGUUGGUACUCGGCCAAAUUAUCCAAAUAUCCCUGGUGCAAUGGAAUACGGGAUAACUAGUGACGAUUUAUUCAGUAUGCCUUAUCCGCCUGGUAAAACUUUGGUUGUUGGAGCCUCUUAUGUUGCUUUAGAAUGCGCGUCAUUUCUUCAGGCUUUUGGUUUCGAUACAACUGUUAUGGUUCGAUCCAUAUUACUCAGAGGAUUUGAUCAAGAAUGUGCGAAUCGAGUAGGAGAAAUUAUGGAGCAUGAAGGAAUUAAAUUUAUCCGAGACUGUGUGCCAGAAUCAAUUGAACAAAUAACUCCAGGCGAACCUGGUCUUUUAAGAGUCAGAGCAAAACUCACCAAUGGUGAAUCUAUUGUAGAUGAAUUUAACACCGUUGUCUUUGCUAUUGGUCGAUCAACUCGAUUUGAUGGAUUUGGAAUCGAUAAACUUGGAAUUCAAUGUACCAAAAGUGGCAAAAUUUUGAUAAAAAAUGAACAAACAAAUAUUCCUAAUAUCUUCGCCGUUGGUGAUUGUACUGAUAUUAAGUUUGAAUUGGCUCCUCUCGCCAUCGAAGCUGGGUUCCUAUUAGCUCGGCGUCUUUAUGCUUGUACAAAUGUUCAAACAGAUUACGACAAUAUACCUACUACAGUAUUUACCUCAGUGGAAUAUAGCUCUGCUGGUCUUACUGAAGAAGAGGCAGUUGAAAAGUAUGGCCAAAAAGAUAUUGAAAUUUUCGUUCAAAACUUUACUCCACUUGAAUGGACUUUGCCUCAUCGUCCUGAAAAUAAAUGUUAUGCCAAGUUAAUUUGUGCUGUCAAAGAAAAUAUGCGAGUAUUAGGAAUCCAUUAUGUUGGCCCUAAUGCUGGUGAAGUUAUGCAAAUGGCUGCGCUAUGUUUGAAGAAAAGCUGCAAUAAAGAUGAAUUCGAUGCUUUAAUCGGUAUUCAUCCAACUUGCGCUGAGAUUUUCACUACUUUAGCGGUCACAAAGCGAAGUGGAGUCUCAGCUGAUGCUCAAGGUUGCUGAGGUUAAAUUUCCUCUCCUUCAUACAUCUUUGGAUAAUCAAGCGUAUUUUAUCAUGAUAUGAUAUGAUCAAUCAUUUCUCAAUUAUCCAAAGAUUAGGAGAGGAACUCUCAUCAACUCUUUUUUGUUUCAAUUCGAUUUACCGUUAAUUCGGUUCUUUAUGAUGACUGGUGUGUAAAGCCUCUAUGGAAGCGCACUAGUUUGAUGCUCGAUUUGGAAUAAAAUUUUUUGUAGUUAGCCAAUCCCUUAAUAAAUUAAAGCAUGAUCUAAUUGUACUAUUGAUAUAGUUCUAUUGAUAUUUUUUAGUACAGCCGUAGCGCAAUUUAAAUGAAAACGACCCUUUUCACUUUUUUCA